GCGCCGGGCGGAAGUCGACCGCCGCUCGGACCCGGCCCUGCCCGCAGCGAGUCCCAGCCGCCCGCGGGCCCCGGAGCCUGCCCGCACCGGGUCCACCUGUCCUGCAGUCUGAUGUCUGUUCAGCCCUCCGACCACCUGGAAUGGAAUGAGUCUAUGCACUCCCUCCGGAUAAGUGUAGGGGGCCUUCCUGUGCUGGCGUCCAUGACCAAGGCUGCAGACCCCCGCUUCCGCCCCCGCUGGAAGGUGAUCCUGCCAUCCUUUGUGGGCGCCGCCAUCCUCUGGCUGCUCUACUCCCACCGACCGCCCCCAGGCAGACUCCCCGCACCCAAUGCCCACAACUGGAGGCUUGGCCAGGCACCUGCUGACCAGUACAAUGACACCUACCCCCUGUCUGUCCCCCAAAGGACACCAGGUGGGACUCGGUACCGAAUCGCAGUUAUCGCCGACCUGGACACAGAGUCAAGGGCCCAAGAGGAAAAUACCUGGUUCAGUUACCUGAAGAAGGGCUAUCUGACCCUAUCAGACAGCGGGGACAAGGUGGCCGUGGAGUGGGACAAAGGCCACGAGGUCCUAGAAUCCCAUCUGGCAGAAAAGGGGCGGGGCAUGGAGCUGUCCGAUCUGAUCGUCUUCAAUGGGAAACUGUACUCUGUGGAUGACCGGACAGGGGUUGUCUACCAGAUCGAAGGCACCAAGGCUGUACCCUGGGUGAUUCUGUCUGACGGCGAUGGAACUGUGGGGAAAGGCUUCAAAGCUGAGUGGCUGGCUGUGAAGGACGAGCAUCUGUAUGUGGGCGGCCUGGGCAAGGAGUGGACCACCACCACGGGGGAGGUGAUGAACGAGAACCCGGAGUGGGUGAAGGUGGUGGGCUGCAAAGGCAGCGUGGACCAUGAGAACUGGGUGUCCAGCUACAAUGCCCUGCGGGCCGCCGCUGGGAUCCGACCGCCAGGCUACCUCAUCCACGAGUCUGCCUGCUGGAGUGACACACUGCAGCGGUGGUUCUUCCUGCCGCGCCGCGCCAGCCACGAGCGGUACAGCGAGAGGGAUGAUGAGCACAAGGGCACCAACCUGCUGCUGAGCGCCGCCCAGGACUUCGGCGACAUCUCCGUCAGCCGCGUGGGGGAGGUGGUCCCCACACACGGCUUCUCAUCCUUCAAGUUCAUCCCCAACACCGAUGACCAGAUCAUCGUGGCCCUCAAAUCCGAGGAGGACAGCGGCAAGGUUGCUACCUACAUCAUGGCCUUCACACUUGACGGACGCUUCCUUCUGCCAGAGACCAGGGUCGGAGGUGUCAAGUACGAAGGAAUAGAAUUUAUUUAAACUGAAGAAAUGAAGCUGUUGAGCAAGGCCGAGGAGUGGGCAGUUUUAAGCUACAUCAGGACUCAGAUUUCAUAAAUACCAGAGGACUGCACUUUUAUGUGGUGUUUUGUUUGCUUUUUUUUCUUCUCAGAACGCUGUGGCAGA
This is a messenger RNA of Ceratotherium simum simum (southern white rhinoceros), 1461 nucleotides long. RefSeq names its product calcium activated nucleotidase 1 (gene CANT1). NCBI's taxonomy places the organism in Eukaryota, Metazoa, Chordata, Mammalia, Perissodactyla, Rhinocerotidae. Gene Ontology annotation, biological process: proteoglycan biosynthetic process. The record is from RefSeq and is a predicted model, not a curated record. Gene Ontology annotation, molecular function: UDP phosphatase activity; GDP phosphatase activity; calcium ion binding.